Molecule: messenger RNA, 1032 nt
Organism: Lineus longissimus
Lineage: Eukaryota; Metazoa; Nemertea; Pilidiophora; Heteronemertea; Lineidae
Exons: 1
Coding region: 1-1032 (343 amino acids)
Biological process (GO): DNA replication, removal of RNA primer
Molecular function (GO): RNA-DNA hybrid ribonuclease activity; nucleic acid binding
Source: RefSeq, a predicted model, not a curated record
AUGGAACCCACAUAUCCAAGCAAUCCAGGAAAAGGCUAUCAAGAAAUUAUCACUGAUGAAAAAGCUGGCAGGAACGACUUGGGGAGCCACGACCAGAAUCCUCAGACAAGUAUAUAUAGACCAAUCAUGGAGUACGCCUCUGCCACAUGGGUAACUGCAUCUGACACUACCAAAGCAAAGCUGGACAAAGUGCAAAAUAUGGGCCUUAGAAUCAUCCUUGGAGGAAUGCGAAGCACACCAAUUGGGGACAUGGAGAUAACAGCUGCCAUUCAACCCCUAGAGUUAAGAAGAGAAUACAAGACUCUGACACAGGGAGAAAAAAGUAACCGGUUGAAGACCCAUCCCCUACACCUCGUGCUCCGAAAAGAACCGAUGACGAGGCUGAAACGCAAGAGCAUCAACACCAUCACGAAGGCCCUGCAAAAGGAACACCAGGACAUACUGGAAAGCGAACCUGAUCUAUGCGAAGACCUCACAAUCUCCAACUGGUAUGGCUCAUCUCAGAUUGCAGUUAGCAAUGGAGGAAGUGGUGUUUUUAUCAAACUUCAAGACAGAAGCUCCCACUCCAUAUCCGUACCAUCCGGCAUUCUCUGCUCAAACUACAGAGCUGAGAUGCAAGCCCUAACCUCAGCCACUGACUAUCUGAUCACCACCCAAGAAGAUGUAGGAGACAAUCUCGUCCUGCUGACCGACUCUCUGUCCGCAUUACAGGCCCUUAUGGCUGCAACAUCAGACCAACUGACGGAGAAUCUACUGAAGAACCUAAGUAGUCUUCUUCAAGACAGAAGAGUAGUCCUCCAAUGGAUACCAGCUCACGUAGGAGUACCAGGAAAUGAACGAGCAGAUCAAUUGGCGAAGGAAGGUAGCAAGCAGCACCAAACAAAAACCAGAAUGACCUACCGGGAAUCAAAAACAUUACUCAAGACGAAGCUGAAAAACCAAUGGAGAGACGACACUGACAGGUACCAGCCAUGGAAAGACAGCAUCCACCAACCAUCGAAAUCGAGAAGGAAAGUUUUUGUGAAUAGCUGA